Molecule: messenger RNA, 1626 nt
Organism: Colletotrichum higginsianum IMI 349063
Lineage: Eukaryota; Fungi; Ascomycota; Sordariomycetes; Glomerellales; Glomerellaceae
Product: Hexose transporter
Exons: 8
Coding region: 1-1626 (541 amino acids)
Biological process (GO): transmembrane transport; carbohydrate transport
Cellular component (GO): membrane
Molecular function (GO): carbohydrate:proton symporter activity
Source: RefSeq, a predicted model, not a curated record
AUGGUUCAGAUCAAGCGCAUCCAGGAGACCGGGGCGUCGGACCCGAUCCUGACCCGCAUCUCCGAGGAGGACAAGGUGCCGUGGUACCAGAAGCCGAACCUGCGGUACCUCUACUUUAUGCUCUUCCCGACCUGCAUGGGCAUCGAGUUGACGUCGGGCUUCGACUCGCAAAUGAUCAAUGCUCUGCAGAUCGUGCCCUCCUGGAAAGAAUACUUUGGUGACCCGCAAGGCAGCCUGAAGGGCAUUAUCGCCGCCGCCUACUCGCUUGGCGCCAUCUUGUCCCUUCCUUUCAUCCCCGUCGUCAACGACAAGUUCGGACGGCGAUGGUCCAUCUUUGGCGGCAGCGUGAUCAUGGUCAUCGGCGCCCUCAUCCAGGGGUUCUCUCAGCACGUCGGCAUGUACAUCGUUGCACGCAUGAUUCUCGGCUUCGGUAUCCCGACCUGUAUUGUCUCCGGCUCAUCCCUCAUCGGCGAGCUCGGUUACCCCAAGGAGCGUCCUAUUCUCACGUCUCUGUUCAACGUUGCCUACUUUGUCGGUCAAAUCACGGCUGCCGGCAUCUGCUUCGGCACCAACAACAUCGAAAGUGACUGGGCGUGGCGCAUCCCGUCCCUCCUCCAGAUCUGCCCGUCCCUCUUACAGAUCACCUUCGUCUUCUUCCUCCCCGAGAGCCCUCGUUGGCUCAUCACCCAGGAUCGCGCCGAGGACGCGAACGAGAUCCUCAUCAAGUACCACGCCGAGGGCGACCGCGACUCCGAGUUCGUCAAGGCCGAGAUGGUGCAGAUGAAAACUGUCAUCACGCUCGAGAUGGAGGCCUCGAAGCACUCGUGGAUGGACAUCCUCGACACCUCCGGCAUGCGGCGCCGCGCUCUCAUCUCGGCGAUGCUUGGCCUAUUUACCCAGUGGUCCGGCAACACGCUCAUAUCAUACUACCUCGGCGACCUGCUCGAGAUGAUCGGUUUGACAGACUCUACCGUCAAACAGAAGAUCAACCUCGGCAUCGCGGGCUGGUCCCUCAUCUGCGGUUUCACCGUGGCCAUGCUCGUCCGGACGUUCCGCCGUCGCGUCAUGUAUCUCGCCUGCACCAUCUCACUGCUUCUGUGCUACAUCGCGUGGACCAUCUCCAUGGAGCGCGCUGUCCACGCCCUCGACAACGACUACAAGAACGAGAGCGCGUCGGUGGCGACCAUCUUCUUCAUCUUCAUGUACUCGCCCUGCUACAACAUCGGCUACAACGCGCUGACUUACACGUACCUCGUCGAGCUGUGGCCCUACGCGCUGCGCUCGCGCGGCAUCUCGCUCUUCCAGCUGUUCGGCCGCCUGGCGGGCUUCUUCACCACCUUUGUCAACCCCAUCGGCAUCGGCAACGCCUCGUGGCGCUACCUCAUCAGCUACUGCUGCUGGCUCGCCUUCGAGGUCGUCUUCGUCUACUUCAUGUUCCCCGAGACCGCGGGCCGCACCCUCGAGGAGCUGGCCUUUUUAUUCGAGGACAAGGCCCUCGCCGACCAGGCCGUCGGCGCCGUCGAAAAGGCCAUCCACCAUGAGGACAUGGACCCUGUCGGGGAGGUCAAGAGCGGUGGCGGCAGGGCAGAGGUCGUGGAAAACGUUGGCGCCAGGUCCAAGGUCUGA